GCCAAACAAACAGCAGCAUACACCAUGAACCAGAUAAUCGAGCCUGCUUAUUCCGAGAUGGUCGACGCUGAUGAUUUACGGACGGAGUUCGCUUCCGCCAUGUCGGCAAUGUACAAGCAGGAAGUGCCUCUGUACGGCGACCUGAUCAAGAUCGUGCGCGAGAUCAAUACAGCCACCAUCAAGCCUACCUCCGAUACUGUGGCGCUGCGAGCCAGCGCAGAGCGACUGACCCUCGAACGACAUGGUGCUAUCCGCCUCGGAACACCCUACGAGCUUCAGACUAUGCGACGGAUUUUCAGGGUGCUAGGCAUGCAACCCGUCGGCUACUACGAUCUAUCUGUGGCCGGUCUCCCAAUGCACGCGACCUGCUUUCGCCCCCAGACAACUUCGAGCCUCGAUCGCAAUCCCUUUCGGGUGUUCACCACUCUCCUUCGACCGGAGCUACUGGCAUCUGACGCUGCCAGAGCGCAGGCCAUGAGCUUGCUAAGGCAAAGGAGGAUCUUCACCGAUACACUUUUGGAACUACUCGACAUUGCUGAAGCACAGGAUCAUAGACUUACCAAGGAGCAAGCCGAGGUGUUCAUUCCCGAAGCGCUCCGCAGCUUCAGUUGGCAGUCGGUGGCAGCCGCAACAUACGAGCAGUACCAGGUCCUGAAGAACGAGCAUCCUAUCCUGGCCGAUAUCGCCUGCUUCCAGAGCGCUCACAUCAACCACCUCACGCCGCGAACCUUGAAUAUCGCCGAGGUUCAGGCUACCAUGAAGGCCGCAGGCAUGGCAGUCAAGUCCCGCAUCGAAGGCCCGCCCCUGCGGAGGUGUCCCAUUCUUCUCCGGCAGACCAGCUUUCUUGCUCUGGAGGAGACAGUGAAUUUCAAGACUUCCUCGAAUCCUAGUCAGAGCCAAUGGGUAAGAGCCACUCACAAGGCCCGUUUCGGCGAAAUCGAAGAGCGAGGCGCUGCCGUCACGCCGAAAGGGAGACAGCUGUAUGACAGACUCUUGGAGGAGAGCAUGGCUCAAGCUACAGGCGCCGACCCCGAGCAGGUCGAUGCCAUCAUGGCUGCAGUCUUCGAACAGUACCCGGAUGACUGGACCGCGCUGAGGCAGCAGGGGUUGAUCUACUGCGAAUACCGUUGCACGGGACCAGAAGGCAUGGGCGCCUUACCGCAAGAUGGAUCCCGUACUUACUCUCUGGAGCAAUUGAUAGCCGAAGGUCAUAUCGAGGCGUCACCGAUCACAUAUGAGGAUUUUCUGCCCUUCUCCGCCGCGGGGAUCUUCCAAUCGAAUUUACAGUCCCAAGCUGUGAACAACCAUCGCGUGCUCUGUCAAGAAGGGAAGAGCGAUCGGGAGGGCUUCGAGAACGCGCUCCAGGAACGACCGAUGGAUGUCGACGAGUGGUAUCAGCGCGCACAAACGCAGAGCUUGGAACGGGUUUGUGUGGCGUUGGGCUUGAGGCCAGGGCAAUUGGUGGAGUGAGUUGCCAUGCAUAAGGGUCUUCCUCCGGUAUAGUCUUAUUUACUCGUAUCCAUCGUCUAUACUAGAGAUAUACCCAAUCACAGGCCGAAUACAUCGUAUUGAUGUGUCUUACUAGAUAUGGUACUACGUACACGUACUAUACUGUG
Aspergillus japonicus CBS 114.51 is the source of this 1616-nucleotide messenger RNA. RefSeq names its product DUF1338 domain protein. NCBI's taxonomy places the organism in Eukaryota, Fungi, Ascomycota, Eurotiomycetes, Eurotiales, Aspergillaceae. The transcript has a single exon. The record is from RefSeq and is a predicted model, not a curated record. Gene Ontology annotation, molecular function: oxidoreductase activity. The coding region runs from base 25 to 1470 and encodes 481 amino acids.